AUGUCAUCAGCCACCCAAGUACCUGACCUUCCAGUGGUCGCAGCUCUUGCAAGCGACGAUUCCAUGUUGACCCGUCGCUUUGGAAAGGAGGUCGUCAACUACUAUGCCGGAAGUUCCAUUAACCGAUUCUCCUUCCUCCGUGCCGACACUGGCUUUCUUCGCAAGGCUGCUGCCAGUCCCACAGCCCGAUACAUGGCUCUCAGUGAACUAAACCCUUUGGUUGUCGAUAAGAAGACGCCAGCAUAUUUCACUUUCAAUGAGAUCCAACCGCUGGUCGGAUCAGAACCCUUUGCGCAUACCGAGGACGAAGCUAUCAAGAACUUCGACUCCACCAAGACCUCGCCUCUUAUUGUCUUCCUUGGCAUGCUGGAGGAGGGAAACGAGGACCGUAUCUCUUCUACUGAUCACGGUGAUAUUCAGGGUCACCCCUAUUUUGCUGUUGACAUUACCCCCAAGGGCAACCAUGCCGAGAAAGCCGCCGGCUUCUUGGCUGAACAGGAGAAGAAGGGGAUUACUUUGGAUAAGAACCCCCGUGCCAUGAACUACUCUCCCGAAGCUGCCGCUUUGUACGCUCAAGCCAGAUCCAUGGUUGACUGGAACUCACGCAGCCCAUUCUGUGCUGGCUGCGGACAGCCUAACCUUUCUGUCCAUGCAGGCUAUAAGCGCGUCUGCCCUACGUCCGACAAGAAGGGUGGCGAGAACAGCGAGCCUCGCGGAGAUUGUGCCACCCGCCAUGGCGUUUCUAAUAUUUGCUUCCCUAGAACGGACCCCACUAUGAUCGCUGCUGUUGUUUCCGCAGAUGGCACAAAGAUUCUCCUUGGUCGCCAAAAGCGCUGGCCCGCAUACUGGUACAGCACCCUCGCUGGUUUCCUUGAGCCUGGCGAGUCGAUUGAAGAGUCGGUCAGGCGCGAGGUUUGGGAGGAGAGCGGUGUUCGUGUCGGCAGAGUCGUUAUUCACUCGAGCCAGCCCUGGCCUUACCCUGCUAGCCUCAUGAUUGGCGCUAUUGCUCAGGCGCUUCCUGGCGAUGGCGAGAAUAUCACCUUGAACGACAAGGAGCUGGAGGCGGCGAAGUGGUUUACAAUGGACGAGGCUCGUAGGGCACUCAAGAACGGAACAAGCCCCUUGGGAGAGGCUGCCCCCGAAGGAUAUAAAGAGGGCGAUCUACGACUGCCUCCUUCUCAGGCCAUUGCAAACCGUUUGAUCACAGCGGUUGUUGAAGGGUACUUGACUGUAGCCCCUAAGAUCUAG
This is a messenger RNA of Fusarium coffeatum, 1248 nucleotides long. RefSeq lists its product as uncharacterized. Lineage: Eukaryota; Fungi; Ascomycota; Sordariomycetes; Hypocreales; Nectriaceae. Gene Ontology annotation, molecular function: NADH pyrophosphatase activity; metal ion binding. Gene Ontology annotation, biological process: NADP+ catabolic process; NAD+ catabolic process. Gene Ontology annotation, cellular component: cytosol. The coding region runs from base 1 to 1248 and encodes 415 amino acids. The transcript has 2 exons. The record is from RefSeq and is a predicted model, not a curated record.